Drosophila takahashii is the source of this 770-nucleotide messenger RNA. RefSeq lists its product as uncharacterized. The record is from RefSeq and is a predicted model, not a curated record. NCBI's taxonomy places the organism in Eukaryota, Metazoa, Arthropoda, Insecta, Diptera, Drosophilidae.
AAAAAUUGAAUCCGAUAAAGAAAUUAAACAUCAGGGUAAAUUCCAAGGAGUACCCACUCCUCCACCUCUUCCACAACCGCCCCAAAAAUAUCAGCCUGUUGCAAACCGAAAUAAUUUCGUUGAUCGUAAGGAUUGUUAUAAAUGUCUACAAAAAGUCGCACUGAAUACGAUGAGCUCUGAAGACUUCCAAAUAUGGAAACGCUGUAGAGGAUGCGUGGUGAGAUAUUGCAAAACUUGUACAUUAAAAAGAUCAAACUAAACUAAAUAAAUAGUGCAUUUGAUAUUGAUACAAUACAGAUUUUAAAACAUUUUUUUCUAAUUAUUUUGCUUACGGUUUAAAUCAAACAAUGAUCUGCAUACAUAUACGUGAGUAAAAGAUUUGCGCAGCAUCAGCGAAUUCGAACUUUUCCGAGAAAACCCUCUCUUCUCUUGAUAAGCAUAAUGUUCAAGAGAAUUCAUCCAAUGAGUCACACAAUAACAAUAGCAACAUGCAGCCGCCACACACAACUGAAUUGCAUUGUAAUAACGACAUUCGACGCUUGCAAAACUUAAAGAAAUGUCGGAAGAUUUAAGAUGUCCCAACUGCGAUUCAAGAGCUAUGAUGAGGAAGAGGUACUUGGCUAUAUCACGAAUGAAGAAGUUAAAGAUGGAUUUCUGCGCUCUUUGCUGCUGCCGUCGAUAUUGUGGAGUAGGAAUUUAUGAAACUGUCUUCAAUUGCCGAUCGUGCGGAUGGAAAGGCGAUUUUCACAGUCUACACUAAGUGUAUUUGU